AAGAUUUUUUUCCUGCAGAUAUUAGAGUUAUAAUGAAGCGUUGCUCGGGGCGUGAUUUAAUAAUUGUGGGGAUUACCACAGCAUCUUCAACUGGCGACUGCUUCGGUAGAUCGAAUUUCUAGUUUACUGAUAUAGUGGAUGCACUUCAAUCCCUCAUAUGGAGUGGAUAAGUUAGUGUGGAAUAACGAAAACACGUGCAUAGAAAGCAUGCUUAGGCCCGAAUGCCGCGUCAAGCUUGAGAAUUGGCACAAGGGUUCUAGAAACUGCAUCACCAUGUUCAGCGCGAGAGCGGAGGCACAAACUGACCCGAGAGGCAGUUUCCAUUCCAUUCAAGUCAUGCUGGGACUCAAGCAAGAAUCACUUCAAUUCCAACCUAAUCCCAGCACAUCAAUUCAAGAUGAAAGACAGAGGCCUGAUUCUUCGGGGAUUAAAGUCGAGGAAACGUCCAAUGAACAUAGAUCGUGUGCGUCAAAGAGUCAUCCACCAGAUCUAAAAUGCAUGGGAAUCAGCUCAACGGUUUUGAGCGCCAAAGCGAAAAAAGGCUCCAACCCAACGAUUCAACAAAAGAAGAAAAAGACAAGGACGACGUUCACGGCGUGGCAAUUAGCCGAGCUGGAAAUGGCGUUCGAACGAGCCCCUUACCCUGACGUGUUUGCACGGGAAGAGUUGGCCUACCGGCUGCAGCUGACCGAGGCCCGGGUUCAAGUGUGGUUCCAAAACAGACGCGCCAAGUGGCGGAAACGUGAGCCGCCGCGGAAGAACGUGCCGAGUGCCUUGAACCUCUCAGCGGCGCCAGCAGGUGGGACCAGAAGUGCAUCGAAUUACGCAGGAUCAGCCAGCAUUAUGACACCGGUCAUUCCGGAAACCUGCACGGCUCAGACACUUACCACAGCUUCUUUGAACUCCUUGCCGCCGUUCAGAGCGGCAUUUGACCCCCAGGGCUCCUUCCACCAAAACUAUUUCCCGGGACCAUCUUGCGAAGCAUCUGGCUCCGUGGUCGACUCGGUCAUCUCUCAUUCGCCGAAAAUCAAUCGUACGCAACAGCGGAGUGGGACCGUGUUCCUCGACCCUUUGGUUUAUUCGCAACACGCAUCAGAUAUUAUGAGCGAAGGGACACCGGGCGGGAACGGGUGUCGAUUCUUGAUGGAUCAGCCGAUAAGGAGCCAACUCAUGCAUGGAUUUCAAGCAUCCGCAGCAGCUGCAGCAGCCACAAGCCUCUUCAUACUAGACCAACACAACUGUAGCUCUAAGGACAACAUAGCAGUGUUUAUGCCCGAUCAAUCCAACCCCAACCGAUCCGAAGGGACCGUAUACUGCAACGAAUUCUCGCAGAGCCGAUUCCCAACAUCCGGCGCAUCGCAGGUCUUGCUCGCCGUCAACAAUUAUUGUCUGCAACAACAGGCCACUCACGUGCCUGAAUUUGGCAACAGUGAGCAGGGCACGGUCCAAGAGGAGGACUCUCGCGCCACACCUACCACAAUGGACGCGCUUUUGCACUGA
Notodromas monacha is the source of this 1500-nucleotide messenger RNA. Lineage: Eukaryota; Metazoa; Arthropoda; Ostracoda; Podocopida; Cyprididae. The record is from the annotation of a GenBank genome assembly.